UAUCGAUCUAAAUAUAUCAGUCCUCUCAAUCUUCAAGAAACAUCAUUGGUUCUGAUACUAACAUUACAUAUCGGUAGCAUUGUCUAUUUUGUAUAUUAAAUUCUGUAUGAUUAUAUGUGUUUUGGUGUGAUAGGUAUGGAAGCUCAUGAUCACCUGUCUGCUUUAGAUGACUCCAAAACCAGUUGGACUUUGAAGGUUCGUGUCACCAGAAUAUGGCAGACGCGUUAUGGGAAUGGUUUCGUCGACAGGCAUAAUCUCAUUCUUUUGGAUUGUUUGGACAAUCAAAUACUUGCUAUUGUCAAUCCUGAUUUAUGGCAAAGAUUCAGCAAUGUCUUAAUGGAAGGACGUAUCUACACAAUUGUCAACGUGUUAGUGAGGAAUGCCACUGUCGAUUUCAGACCAGUGCCAAAUUCAAAGAUGAUCUUGCUUACAAAUUUCACAUCUAUCACUCCUCAUGUACACGACACCGGGAUGAUAGCUCGGCACAAAUUCAAUUACAAAACAUUGCAAGAGCUGGAUUACUUAGUUGGAAGAGAUGGUCAGGAAAAUUACCAUGCUUUAUCCGUUGAUGUUAUUGGUCUUCUGGAGAACCUUCAGCCUUUGGAACGUGUACAAGGCAAGGAGAGUUUAAUAGAUGUCGUGAAGUUUAGAAUUUCUGAUGGAAGUAUUUUGCGCAAUGUGUAUAAAUGGGGUCCUAUGAUUGAAGAAUUGAAUCAAGUGAUUAACGGUGUAGUUGAAAGACCAGUGGUGGUUGUGUUGGCAGGCUUCAAAGUAUCCAGAGAUAUUGACGGCAAUGCUCGGCUCUCCAGCAUGGAGUCUUCUAGGAUUUAUGUAAAUCUUAAUCACCAGGAUGUUUUCUCCUUUCGAAACAGGCAUAAUUGAGUUUCACAUCGUAAACCUUUUCAUUUUUUUUUUUAAAUUGACUUAUUAUUUUAGCUCUAAUUCUCAUUCAAAAUGUCUUGCUACAUACAGGUUUGGCUAGGUGUUUUUUGGAAUCCACAACUUUGCAGCAACAAAUAAAGUGGGAAACAACUGUUUUCGUCUUAGUAUAUUAGCACAAGUAGCUUAUUCAUCGUAAUUUUCAUUCCGUUAUUCACAUGAACUCUUUUUCAUAUUUUUGGACUUUGGUUCAAGUUAUGCCCUUUCCUUCAAGAAUCUAUGUACCUUAUUUUUGCAUUUUUAUGAAUUAUUUAUUUUUAUUA
Molecule: messenger RNA, 1202 nt
Organism: Daucus carota subsp. sativus
Lineage: Eukaryota; Viridiplantae; Streptophyta; Magnoliopsida; Apiales; Apiaceae
Exons: 5
Coding region: 115-882 (255 amino acids)
Source: RefSeq, a predicted model, not a curated record